AUGUCGACGACGGUGGACAAGAUUAAAGAGGUCGAGGCCGAAAUGGCCAAGACCCAGAAGAACAAGGCGACCUCCUACCAUUUGGGUCAACUAAAGGCCAAAUUGGCCAAGCUCAAGCGCGAGCUGCUUACCCCCACGGGAGGUGGCGGCGGUGGCGGCGCCGGCUUCGACGUCGCCAGAACUGGUGUUGCGAGUAUUGGCUUCAUUGGAUUUCCCUCUGUCGGAAAGAGUACGUUGAUGAGUCGUCUGACUGGUCAGCACUCUGAGGCUGCCGCAUACGAAUUCACAACCCUUACCUCCGUGCCGGGCCAGGUCACGUACAAUGGUGCCCCUCUACAGAUUAUCGAUUUACCCGGUAUUAUUGAAGGUGCCAAGGACGGUCGUGGUAGAGGUCGUCAGGUCAUUGCCGUCGCCAAGACCUGCCAUUUGAUCUUCAUCGUUCUGGACGUCAACAAGCCGCUGACUGACAAACGUGUUAUCGAGGCCGAAUUGGAAGGUUUCGGCAUCCGCAUCAACAAGUCGCCGCCAAACAUUACCUUCAAGAAGAAGGACAAGGGUGGUCUCAACGUUACGAGCACAGUGCCUCUGUCGCACAUUAGUCACGACGAAAUCAAGGCCGUCAUGAGUGAAUACAAAAUCAACUCGGCCGACAUUACCAUCCGCUGCGAUGCCACGGUUGAUGACCUGAUUGAUAUUCUGGAAGCUCGCUCCAGAAGUUAUAUUCCGGUCGUGUACUGCCUGAACAAGAUCGACGCCAUCAGUAUCGAAGAGCUGGAUCUGCUGUACCGAAUUCCCAACUCAGUCCCCAUCAGCUCCGAGCACGGCUGGAACAUUGACGAGCUCAUGGAGUCCAUGUGGGAGAAGCUGAAUCUCAAGCGUGUCUACACUAAGCCCAAGGGCAAGCAGCCAGAUUACAGUGCCCCUGUUGUGCUGAGGGCCAAUAAAUCGACUGUGGAAGACUUUUGUAACGCCAUCCACAGAAGUAUCACUGAGGUCUUCAAAACGGCUAUUGUCUACGGCAAGUCCGUCAAGCACCAGCCUCAGAGAGUUGGGCUCGGCCAUGAGCUGGAAGAUGAGGAUGUCGUGACUAUUGUCAAGCGAUGA
Akanthomyces muscarius is the source of this 1104-nucleotide messenger RNA. RefSeq lists its product as uncharacterized. NCBI's taxonomy places the organism in Eukaryota, Fungi, Ascomycota, Sordariomycetes, Hypocreales, Cordycipitaceae. The record is from RefSeq and is a predicted model, not a curated record. The transcript has 7 exons. Gene Ontology annotation, molecular function: GTPase activity; GTP binding. Gene Ontology annotation, cellular component: cytoplasm. Bases 1 to 1104 code for a protein of 367 amino acids. Gene Ontology annotation, biological process: cytoplasmic translation.